Molecule: messenger RNA, 316 nt
Organism: Staurois parvus
Lineage: Eukaryota; Metazoa; Chordata; Amphibia; Anura; Ranidae
Source: the annotation of a GenBank genome assembly
UGAAAAACAACCUUUGCCUUUAGUUUUACUUUAACCACUUCCCGUCCGGCCCAUGUAUAUAAACAGCCGGAUGGGAGCAGUGCAGGGGCGGGUGGCCGUUUAUAAAUGUCCCCCUGCUCCCUGCUUGUGCUCGCUCCCUGGGAGCACGCAGCACCUGCGAUCCAGAACACCGAUCGUUGUGAGGUCCCGAUCAUGUGAUCACUGAUUGGCCAAUCAGUGAUCACAUGCAAAGUAGUAAGCAAGAUGUCACUUGUGACAUCAUUGCUUACUACGUGUGAAAUCUGUGAAUGAUCACAGAGAUCACAUGGUACAAGGC